Messenger RNA from Heterobilharzia americana, 1137 nucleotides. NCBI's taxonomy places the organism in Eukaryota, Metazoa, Platyhelminthes, Trematoda, Strigeidida, Schistosomatidae. The record is from the annotation of a GenBank genome assembly.
AUGCGAACUGCCACAUCCUCUACACCCGUUAGCCAAACUAACACUUUAACCUCAGCAGCCAAAUCUGAUAUGGAUAGUGAUGAUUCCAGUCGAAAGUCAGGAGAUGCUGUUAAAUACCUAGCUAAAGUUGGUGUUGUAAGUAAUUCAGUUAACCGAAAGCGUCUUUCACGUCGAGGAAAAUCUGCUCAUCAAAAAAUGUCCAUGGAAGUUCUGAAUACUAAUGAUACAAACAGUGCACUCUCUGAUGAGAUUCAAGAAGAUGAUGGUCUUGAUCUUACAAAUGAUGAACGUCACCAUCUUCUAUCUUUUUUCAACGAUGCUGUGAUGGAGGAACUUACUCUAAUGCCAGGAUGUUCUCGAAAAACUGCACAGGCGAUUAUCAACAUGCGUCCGUUUAAAAAUACAGCAGAAUUGGUUACUCAACUCUCAGGAGUUCGCCAUCUCUCUUCAAAUUUAUAUGAGUACUGUAAAAAUAUUUUACAGAUCCGUUCUUCGGUUGUCCGUUUGCUAAGUAAAUGUGAACGCUUAACUGAAAAAGUUGCUGGUCAUGCAGCACGUUUACUUAAAAAUACGAUCAGUUUGCCUGAGAAUAUUACCGCAGAUCAAAAUAAAGCUGAUGGCAUUGAUCAUGAACGUGAUGAUUUUGCAAUAAACAAAACAAACGGUGGUCCGAUUCAACUGUUGACUCAACAGCCUGCUAUACUGAACCCCUUGCGUGAAUUGAAACCAUAUCAACUUGUUGGUCUAAAUUGGCUUCGCCUGCUACAUCAUGAACAAGUAAAUGGAAUACUAGCAGAUGAAAUGGGUUUAGGAAAAACAGUUCAAGCCAUUGCUUUCCUAGCCAGCCUUUGGGAAAAUGGAAAUCGUGGUCCACAUCUCAUUAUUUGUCCUAGUUCCACACAAGAUAACUGGCAGCGCGAAUUGAGUCUCUGGUGUCCUCACUUAAAAGUGCUUGUUUACCAAGGAUCUGCUGAACAACGAAAAGCUAUUCGUUUAAAAGUGUAUGAAUCUGAAUCUCAACCAGAUUUCAAUGUGUUAUUAACCAGCUAUGCUGUCGGGACUAGUGCUAUCGAAGAUAGAGCUUUAAUGAAGCGCGUUAACUUUUAUUAUGGAUCUUUGAUGAGGCACAUAUGCUGA